This is a messenger RNA of Oreochromis niloticus (Nile tilapia), 5678 nucleotides long. Its product is annotated as sterile alpha motif domain-containing protein 9-like. The record is from RefSeq and is a predicted model, not a curated record. Gene Ontology annotation, cellular component: cytoplasm. The transcript is spliced from 3 exons. Gene Ontology annotation, molecular function: protein binding. NCBI's taxonomy places the organism in Eukaryota, Metazoa, Chordata, Actinopteri, Cichliformes, Cichlidae. The coding region runs from base 242 to 4864 and encodes 1540 amino acids.
GUGCAGGGGUCCAGGGGUGCCGCUCUGCGGGCUUGUUUCUCCAAAAACGAAACUUGAAACUGUGAUCGAGGAUACCGUGUGCAGCAUAGCAGGAAACGACACAUAACAUAGCGGGCUUGAAUCACGGGCGGCACUUUUCUUUGUAUGCCUGCAGGGACUGUUUUCCGUCAGUAUUUCUCCAAGAUAAAAGGUGAUAAGUAAAAUGCAGUGCUAAUAAUGUGACAAAAGGAGGAAGAAAAUCAUGGCUGACAUACCUCAGCAGUCACCCAAGAAUUGGACUGAAUCUGAAGUAAGCACCUGGCUAAGAUCGAUUGGAAUAAAGGAACAUUACAUACAAAAACUCUAUGAAGAAGAAGUAGAUGGACAAAUCCUACUUGCACUGAAUGAGGACUUUCUAAAAACAAAAAUCUGCAUGAAGUCAGGGCCUGCUCAUUUGAUUAUUCAGAAAAGAGAUGAGCUUAUCAACUCUCAGCAAAAAUGUCAAGAGAAGAAAAAAACUACCGGUUCCAAAAGAACUGAGUUUGAGGAAAAGAAAAGUAAGAAAUCAGUUCAAUGUCUCCGAACAGUAAGUGAUGGUCCUCCAGCAAAAACUACACAGAGCAAUCAGGAGAAAGAAACUGCUCAGGAACAACGUGUGUUGAUCUCAAAGGAAGACUGCAAACCACGGCCAUUCGAUCAAGAAGGGACUAAUUUCUUAUAUGUAAAACACAGCAUCCUGCAGCCUGAAUCAGGUGCUUUUAAUCUGAUAUCACCAUGCCACGAAUUUAAGUCUUUUGCUGUAGCUGCUACGUUGGAUCGCACAAGACUCCAAGCUAAGUUUGCCAAAGAGGUUCUUAAAUUUGCAGCUGGUUGUAUGAACAUCAGAUCAAAUGGAACAAUACACUUUGGUGUGAUGGACAGCAAGGAGGAUAUAACAUAUAUGCAUGGCGAGAUAAUUGGUAUACCUGUAACAGACAAGGAUAUUUAUGUCGAUGCUUUGGACCACAUUGAAAGGAGUUUCUCCUCUGACAAAGAGCACAUACGUCAGUGUGUGCGACCGCCAAGGUUCAUUGAGGUCAUGGAUCGACAAAGUACAGAAAAACAAUAUGUGGUAGAGGUUGACAUUGUGCCAUCAAUAAGUAUUGUCAAGAGCAAAGUCUAUGCAGUCCGUCUGCCAAACUUCAAAGAAUCAACAAACAAAGUAGAGUUUGAGAAAGAGACGAUUUUCCGAAGAGUGGGUUCAAAAACGGAGCCAGUGAGUGACAAGGACCUAAGUGACUUUUACCAAAGAGUCAAAGAUCGUGAUGCUCAAAGAGAAGAAGCAGAAAAAAAUCAUUUCCUUAUUGCUCCAGAAAUGUGUCAAGACCUUGGAAGGAAACUCACCAUGCUGAUGACCAGUGGUAAGAAAUUCAUUGAAAAGGAAAAAUGGUUCAUACUCGUAACAAACAAAUUCAAACCUGAUGACCUGAUGAACAUUGACUGGCUGAUUAACAUGAAUAUUUUCUGCGUGUUCGACUUUGACCCAGACUCAAAGAAAUCAGGUCUUUGCAGUAGAUACCUUGAGUACCGUGCUGCAAACAUGCAUUCUCUCCAGAGCUACAAGGUGUCCACUAGCACAAACAUCAAAGAAUUAACAAGUAAGCUGGUUUUGUUCGAUCAAACUAGUUGGAUCUUUUGCAAUGGCCGUACUGACUUCAAAGGAAAUGAAACUCCAUGUGAUGAAAUGACUUGGAUUAAGAAAAGCAUGAUUCAACUUAAAAAAUCUGUGUCUUUGAUCUGUAAUCAGAUUUUGUCAAAAGGUACAUUCCAGGUCAUAUUUCUAUUAACAUCACCAGUUGAGAAACCACUCUUGCACACCUUCUAUGAGUUUUUCACAGACAUGGAAGGCCAUGAAGACAUCAUCUGCAUCUGUGAAUCAGAGGAAAACUUCCAUAAGUGGCAAAGUUUUGCAGAGGAUUCAUGUGGGAAAGAAGCUGUAAACAAUUCCAGUGUUGUUGGGAUGAAAAUGAGCCACAUUAAUGCAACCCUGCAACAUAUACAACCUGUGAAAACGCAUGCCAGUAAACACUUGCCAGUCUUUGUGGGAGGGACAUGUGUUCUUAAAACACAAGUAGAGGAACAGAUGUACUCGCUGGAGAUUCUGACGGUCAAUCAUUGUGAUGAAACAAGCAAAGAAUUCAUCAAUGAGGAAAAAGAAAACACUGAAGGCCAGUUCUACCAUGGUGGGAGAGUGACUUGGUUGCAUUUCUGGCUUGCUGAGAACAAAUAUGCUGGAGAGGUCAUUGAAAGAGAUGCUUAUCACGAUACUUCCAAACUUCUCAACGAUGCCUUGAAAUAUAAUGCAGACCAGACUCCAGUGAAUAUCAUAAACAUCUACCAUCACCCAGGAAGUGGUGGAAGCACUGUGGCAAGACAAGUGCUGUGGAACAACAGAAAAAGUCUAAGGUGUGCAGUUGUGAAGCCCUCAUAUCCAGUUUCUGUUGUUGCACAACAUGCAGUUGAACUAAGAGAAUAUGAAGAAAAGGAUCCACAGAGGUGUCUUCCAGUGCUGCUCCUCAUUGAAGACUCAGACAAAGAAUAUCUAGAUGAUCUCAGGAAUGAACUAGAGGGUGCCAUAAACGAAAAACAGAUCCAGUAUGGUACUCUAUGUUUCAUUUUGCUGAGUUGCAGACGUUCCCAUGAUCCAGAGAAAAAAUGCAAGGAGUCUCCUUUACAGAAUGUGUCUGUCACUCAUAAACUAUCUGAUCAAGAGAAGAGAAAGUUUUCUGAAAAACAAAAGGCACUUAACAAAAAAUAUGACUUUAACUUCAUUCUGACAUUUGUUCUAAUGAGCAAAGGAUUCAGUGAAAAUUAUGUUCAAAAGUUUGUGAAAAAUCUGCUCCAAGGCAUUAACCGUCACUCUGUUGAAUGUCGUCUCAUUCGUUAUGUAGCAUUGCUGAACACAUAUGUUCAACACUCUUUCAUCUCUCAGUCUCACUGUGAAGCUUUGCUCGCCUUAAAGUUUGACUCAGAGAGGUUUCGUCGACAUGAGUUUGAGAGAUCUCUCAGCGAUCAGGCUAAACUAGUCUUCUUGCACCUUCGAGAUGACAAGACACACAUUGAAUCAAUCAGAAUCAUCCACCCACUUGUUGCAAAAGAAAUUCUUCAGCAACUUCUGGAACCCCAACAAACUCAAAGCAGUUUGGCGAUGGAUUUGCUCCACGAGGAUGUGCUUUUUGAGCAUAGUUUAGAAACAGAUGACUAUCUCACAUUUUUGAGACUGCUUUUUAUUCGAAGAUCCAGGAUAACUGAAGAAGACAAAUACUUUUUGAGUUUGUUCUCUCCUUUCAUUGAGCAUGUGCGUGGAACCGAAGAAGGCCCAAAGAAAGCGAUAGAGUUGCUCGAGGAAGCAUUCAGGCUUUUCUAUAGUGAUGCAUACUUUGCACAGCAACUUGCUCGUCUUCAUUAUACUUAUGAAAAAUUUGAAGAGGCCAAAAACUGGGCAGAGACAGCAGUGAAACAGCUGCCUGACAACUCCUAUAUACUCGACACAAAGGGGCAAGUGUACAAGAAAUGGUUCCAAGCAAAAUGUAAAACAAUCGAAAAUGUACCAAAGACGGCGCAAAACACAGCAGAUGCUGUGGAAACUGCACUGAAAGCACUUGACUGUUUUCAAGAAUGUCAGCGAGCAGCUGAAGCUGAGAGGCAACAUGUCAACACUUCAGGGUUUUAUGCUGAAGUUGAGGUUGGGCUGGGCCUUCUCAAACUGAUCUCGUCAGUGCAAGUAUUUGCAAACAGAUCCAAUGGUCAUUCAGAGUGUAUGAAGUACCUAACAUCAGAUUACAUCCCAGUGGAAGUUAAAGAUGCUUGGGAACCAUUUCAUGGCCGUUUAAAAAAACUGCAAAAGACAAUAGAAGAUACCUUGGAAUGGAUUUCAGAGGACCUGAGCUACUUCCAGACACACAUUGGUGCAGAUGAAGAAGAAAUGCCUGCAGGCCCUGAGGGGAGGAUAUGCAAUCCACUGACAUGGCUGGCAAAACUCUCAUCUGAGUAUGGCAAGUAUUUCAGCAAAGCUUAUUCUACUGCAGUCCUACAGCAUGGGAAAUCAAUCCCAAACAACCUCACUUCUUUCCAAAAAUUAAUGAUCAUCUAUGAUUUUGGUGGUGGCAAUAUAACAUCGAUCUUUUCCACGCUAAUCGAUCACAAAGAUGCAGUGCAGCGUCUAGAGCAUAUCCUCUCUCUCUACCCCAGUAAUCCAUUAAAUACCAAUUUAAGUCAAAGAGAUAUUGUCAAUUAUAUAGCAGCCCACAUUUCUCUGAACCACUUGUCACCAAAAAAUCGAAAGGUGGCUCCUCUGAAAAAUCUACAGGCACUUUGUCACAAGUUCACAUCUGGCAAAGUGAAAUGUUUGUCGACGGCACUGUUCUUGUGUACCAUGCUGUCCUGGCCAGAUGAUAAUGACAGUGAGCAUGAGAAAGAAACCAAAUAUGCAUUUGUGCAAUCAGCAGUUGGUCACCUGGAAAGAAGCUACCAGACCAAGAUAAAAGACAAUCCUUCGAAGAGAAAGAUUUACACCCAUUUUUGUCUGGGCAAUGAGCAUGGGUUGGACAAGUUUGUCCACAAGAAAAAAUUGGACAGAAUCCUUACAGGCAUAAGUUUGCCUGAGAAACGUAGGAUGUGGUUUAGUGGUGAGGUCUUCACGAAGCCAGAGAUCGCCAGAAUGCUAAAACCUGUGUCUGGAUGGACUAAAGAUCAAUUAGUGUAUCUUGAAGGUCCUAAGGGAAGAAAGUUCAAUAUCAGGCCUGCUAAUGCUUCUUCAGUGCUUAAAAGUAAUGAAAACAUCACCUUCUACCUGGGGUUCACUUUCAGAGGCCCUGUUGCUUACAACAUAGUUGUGACAAAAUAGUCAACAACCGCUGCCUGUUAAUGUCAAUCCAAGUUACUUUAAAGAGAAUUAUAGAUGUUAAAAAAUUAUGGAUGUUUUUUUAAAAACACACAAGCCUUACUUUUUAAAAAAAGGAUAAAGCUAAACAGUUGUAGCAUGUAAUGAUUAUGUAUGCAAUUUUAAUGUCAGUCAAAAAAAACAUUGCUCAAGUGUCAUAAAAAUAAUUAACCACUGUUUUGUUUAGUUGUAAAUGUAUUUAAUCUGGCCAAGUUAUUUAUCCAACUACUUUGUAUCAUGAUUAUGUGGGUGUCACAUUUUGUUAUGCUUCAUUAGUCUCAUUUUAGGUUGUACUUCUAUUCUGUGUAAUUAGUGUAUAUUUGCAUUGUUAUUCUAUUAGUCUCAACUAGAAUACACUUUGGGGCCAACUUUUUCUUAUGAUAUGUGCUAUUAAAAGGACGGCAUAAAUUACUCUGCAUCUAAAAAUGAUUCGGAAUAACAAUGUAAAUAUCAUUAUUGUCAUGGCUGGGUAUGUCUUCUCCAGCUGACCUGCCUGUGUGUUUGUUGCUAGUCUGUAUUCCCUGUGUUCUCUUGACCAACUGUACUUGGAUUUUAUGAGCUGGUUCAUAUUCAAUGUUGAUGCACUAAACAGAAAAACAAAAUCUACCAGCUACGCUAAAAGUAAAGCAUGUAUGGCUUGACUACAAUGUGAGCCUUCUGUCAGUUUUAAUGCAGCUUUCCAUUGAUGUUCCAUGACAGGAAAGUUGUUUCCAAGUAUGAGCCCUUUAUGUGUACUUUUCUAGUAUAUUCUUGUGUAUUUUCCAGGAUAAUUCAGGAA